UGUUUUCUCUUUCUCUCUCUCUCUUUUGUAGAUAGGAUAUAAUUUGGAAUAACCUCGUAUAUCACAUGCGAAGAACCCAAUGCGUUUGGUACUAUGUAUUCAUCAGCUUAUAACUAUUUAUAAAGUUGGCUGGUUGACCGAUUUACUUAUUUCGUCGAAUAAAAACAUUACUCGAGCCAUGAGACAAUCAUUUUUGUGAAGUUUAUGAAUUAGUUAUAUCUAGGAAUUAUCACAAUAAAUAUGGCUCUGUUAGGUGCACAACUCGUUAUCACUCUUAUUAUGGUCAGUGUCAUUCAAAAAUUAAGUCCACAUUUUUCAUUAGCAAGAUGGAUGUUAUGUUCCACCGGAUUGGUUCGAUAUUUAUAUCCGACGGAUCAGCAACUUAGAAUCCUUGCUGGAGUACCUAAAGAAAAACAUAAAAAGGGUAAACAUGUAGAAAACGGAAAGGUGGGAGAUGUAUUUCAUGUCCCUAGAAACUUGGAUCUUACGUUGGAAAGUACUAAGAUUACGGUAUUAGACAUAGUACAUUUAAAGUACUACAUGGAGUAUCAGUGGUUAUUAGACUUUUCUAUUUAUGCUACAAUCGUAUACGCAAUGACAGAGGUAUAUAAUUAUUUCUAUCCGAUUAAAGAUGAAAUCAAUUUGAGCAUGCUUUGGUGCACGUUGGUAUUGGGCUUUGCAUUUAAGGUGUUACUUUCACUUUGGAUACGAUAUUUCAAGGGAGAAGAAAGCGUCGGUGAAAGAUCUACAUGUAUUGUUACUGGAUUUGCAUAUCUUCUAAUAGCUAUGAUGGUGCUAAUUGUAGAUGAAAACAAUCUUGAGAUUGGAUUGGAGAAAGCAUAUACGAGCUUUAACCACAGCGCCUCCUUGUUUUUAGACAAUCAAGGCCUUUCUUCUACUGGUCCUGCAUCAAAAAUUGUUGUAAAGUUCUUCCUUGCUUUGUGGUGUGGACUUCUUGGAUCUCUUUUUACUUUCCCAGGUUUAAGAGCAUCAAAAAUGCAUUGGGACGCGUUAAGAUAUUACAAAGAUAGAAAACUUUUGUUGCUAAUAGCAAAUAUAAGUUAUGCUUCACCACUUCUGUUAACUUGUCUAUGGAUUAAACCAAUAAGCAGAGACUAUCUUACUGUUCGAAUUUUUACAGGAAUGGAUGGCCCACUGAUGACUGCUGCAACUUUCGAAAGCAUGAGAUUCAUAGUAAUAAUUCUUGCACUUUUAUUAAAAAUGAUUUUAAUGCCAAUUUAUUUGCAAUCCUAUUUAAAUUUAGCUAUACAAAAGUUAGAAAAUCAGAAAAAAGAAGCAGGUAGGAUAACCAAUGUUGAAUUGCAAAAAAAAAUUGCAGCUGUGUUUUACUACUUAUGCGUUGUAGCAUUGCAGUUCAUUGUUCCAAUUAUUAUGUGUUUAUUUUUUACAUUUAUGUAUAAGACACUUGGUAAUUAUACAUGGGAAGGUAUUAUUAAAGGUACGUUGGUUGAAGAAUGUCCAGCUGAUGAAUCAACUAAAUUUGUACAAAAUAUCAAUAUAGAAACUAACGAAAAGACUGUUACACAAACUGCCCAAGAAAUUCAACAUACAUUUGGUUCAUUAAAACAGAUAUUUACUAUCGAUGUAUAUAGAGGUUUGUUAGGAUUAGCAACAUGGUGGACUUGCUUUGCACUGUUUGCUACCACAGCUAUGGGAAUGUUUUAUCAAUCAUACUUUUCAACCAUGUAAAAUCCCAUCAAAAAUUUAAUGUCACAGCGCACAAAUUUACAUCGUUCCUCGCAUCAUACCCUCCAUAUUAAUACCACGAAUACAUUACAUUGAAAAUUAUCUCAUAUCAAUAAAAAUACGUGUUUUUAGAGAAUACCUUUACUUAAAAGUGGGUAUAUAUACAUUUAUAAUAUUGAUCCUUUUACGAUCGAUCGUAAUAGGUAUUGUCUAAGAUUUUAUAACGCUAUUAGUAUUAAGAACACGAUUGUAAUACGAAAAUGUAGAAAAUAUGUAUGCUUCUUUCAGAAUAUUUGCCAAAAUAAAUAUACAAAAAGUAUAU
Vespula pensylvanica (western yellowjacket) is the source of this 2029-nucleotide messenger RNA. It is a transcript of the gene emei, whose product is annotated as transmembrane protein 161B. Bases 241 to 1710 code for a protein of 489 amino acids. NCBI's taxonomy places the organism in Eukaryota, Metazoa, Arthropoda, Insecta, Hymenoptera, Vespidae. The transcript has 12 exons. The record is from RefSeq and is a predicted model, not a curated record.